Messenger RNA from Paramuricea clavata, 993 nucleotides. The record is from the annotation of a GenBank genome assembly. Lineage: Eukaryota; Metazoa; Cnidaria; Anthozoa; Malacalcyonacea; Plexauridae.
AUGGCCAACGAAUUAUAUUUGAAUCUAAAGACUAACGGAGAGAGAUUUUAUUGGGCCAGCACGUGGUGCGAGCUGAAAAAAUUUGUUUUAGACGAUCUAAAGCUGACAGGUCGUUGGACUUCACCUGGCGGCGAAGUCAAACUAUUCACGAGUGAUAAUUUAAGUAUAAAAUGGCAUGGGAAGUCUGCUAAAUGGAUAACGGUGAUUGGAGAUCCUAGUGACACAUUAGACCUUACUAAUGUGUUGACGUCUAUAUCAGAAAAAGCUGCCGAUUGUCAGGAUGAAACCCCUGAAAAUUGUGAACUAAUCGACGCUGAUGAAGGCAAGCACAAUGGCUGUUCUAGUCUAGGUGAGCAAGCCAACGUUGAUAAAGACAUCCACAUUGGCUGUACUAGUCUGGGAGAAAAAGUUGCAGGUAUGAGCGAAGCAAUUGAUCAAACUGCACCCUUGCCUACAAAUACGACUAAUAGAAUUGAUAAAAUUGAAACCGAAAUCAAGUAUUUUGAGUCUAAAUUUAUGGAUAAAAUUCUAACAGUUGUUAACGAUAUGAAUAUUUUAAAGAACUACUGCCUAAAUAAUCGGCUUGAAUGCAUAAAUGGAUUACGGCAAGAAAAUACAAAACUUAAGGAAGAAAACAAUGCUUUGAAAGAUAGUCUUCAUAUAACUAAAUACGCUUUAUCUGAUUUGAAUUAUAAAGUAAAGGAUCUUGAGAACCAAAAAGAUAGCCUUACAACUACUCUAAAAAUUUUAUAUCAAGAUUCUCAUCAGCACUAUGAGUAUUGCUCUAAACAAAAGGAUGCAAAUGUCGACCCAUACAACAAUUGCUUGAAUAAAACUAAAUCCGUAAUGACUCAGAUAGACAGUGAUAUAAACCAUUCUCAAAGUGGACUGAGCGACGAACCGAUUAUUGUGCUUGAUAACGAAGGAGCGGGUGUUACGGACGCUACUAUAAUUAAUCUAAUUAUUUCGCGCCGUUUGUUGACAUUAGCAUAA